UAUGAUCCGCAAAGAAGAUCAGUAUUUUAGCGUAAACAGAAUUCUGCUGCUCACUAUCGGCUUAUGGCCCUACCAACAAUCCAACUUCACCAGAUUUCAACAUAUUUUUAUCUCUGCUAUAUUCACAACGUUUAUUACAUUUCAGUUGACAGCAUUUUUAACACUAAGAUGUACUUCGGAACUCUUUAUGAAGGUUUUGUCUUACUUGUGUCACUUCACUAGUCCUGUAAUAAAAUAUAACGUUUUCUAUUUUAACAUCGAAGGUGUGAAGGAUUUAUUAAUACAGCUUCAGCACAUUCAUAACAAGCUAAAAAAUAAAAAUGAAAUUGCUAUCAUGAAAAAAUAUGACUGCACUGCAAAACAUUAUGCGGUUGCACUUACAAUACUUGGAGUUUGCGGCAUGUUUGCACUCGUUAUAGUGCAAUUUUCGUUAAAUAUGGCUGAUGUUGAUCUAUCGACGAAUAACUCUCGAUCAUAUCAAUUUCUGUUUACGAUGGAGUAUUUCAUCGAUCCAGAAAAGUAUUUUUAUUUUAUUCUGUUGCAUAUCAACGCAGCUAUGUGCAUUGCAGUGAUUGUAGAAAUAGCCGUUGGUUCAAUGAUGAUUGCAUAUAUUCAUCAUAUCUGUGGAAUGUUUAGAAUUGCUAGUUAUCGUAUCGAGAAUGCAAUAAAUAUCAACAUUCUACAAACUAUUACACUGAAAAAUAAAAUUUUGAUGAUUGAGAGCAUAAUUUGUGCCGUCGACAUUCACCGGCAAGCUAUGAAAUUGAACAGGCACUUUGUAUCAACAUUAGAGAUAAUGCUAUUUUGUUUAAUAAUAUGUUGUGUGAUUACUUUGAGCCUAAACUUGUUUCAAAUAGCAUCAUUUGUAGGUAAUAUGGAAAAAGUUUUAAUGCCAUUUUUAUGUUCGUUAGUAGCGAUCUUACAUAUGUUUUUAUCUAAUCUAAUGGGACAAAUUGUAAUUGACUACAAUAAUCACAUAUUCACUACUGCGUACAAUGUUCAGUGGUAUAAAACUCCUUUACAUAUACAGAGAAUGAUAUUAUUCUUGUUGCAAAGAGGAACUAAGGAAUUUAAAAUAAAUUUCGGUAGACUAUUUGAUGGAUCAAUGAUGAAUUUCGCUACGCUACUAAAGGCCUCAUUAUCUUAUUUCACUGUUAUACAUUCUACACGGUCAUGAAACAUAUACGAAUUUAGUAACGCGAUGGUAUAACA
Messenger RNA from Temnothorax curvispinosus, 1212 nucleotides. RefSeq lists its product as uncharacterized. Bases 2 to 1177 code for a protein of 391 amino acids. Gene Ontology annotation, molecular function: olfactory receptor activity; odorant binding. Gene Ontology annotation, biological process: detection of chemical stimulus involved in sensory perception of smell; sensory perception of smell. Lineage: Eukaryota; Metazoa; Arthropoda; Insecta; Hymenoptera; Formicidae. The transcript is spliced from 9 exons. The record is from RefSeq and is a predicted model, not a curated record. Gene Ontology annotation, cellular component: plasma membrane.